AUGGCCUCAGUACGGUUUAGCAAGGACUUUGGAUCCGAACGCCUCCUCUACCGUGCAGUGGAGGAUUCCGAAGAGGAUAAGGCAUUCUUCCACAAUGCGCUCGAUAAUGAUCCCACUAGUCAGGCAAUGGUAUCAAUGUCUCUCAACCGCCCAAUCAGCAAAAAGAAUGCUGAAAACCACAUCAAAGCCAUGCAGGAUUGUCUGCUCGCAGUGAUUAUUAGCCUUCGUCCUCAAGAGUCUAAAAAAGGCUCACCUCCCGCGGGUGAGGCGCAAACGCCAGACCCAGCCCACAAGGAAGCUAAGCCUAUUCCUAUUGGUCGCCUGGCUCUUUCUUACCACCGUGGUGGGGGUGAUUCGGCAUUUUCUCGCCAUCGCGCCGCAAUGUUGGGUAUAUCACUCAUAGAUGGAUUUAGUGGGAAAGGGUACGGCACUGAAGCUAUUAGCUGGGGUCUUGACUGGGCUUUUGAACAAGCUGGCCUUCAUAGAGUUUGCCUAUGUGUGUUUUCUUAUAAUACUCGUGCAAUAGAGUUGUACCGCAAACUUGGUUUUGUGGAGGAAGGGCGAGAACGGGAGGCUGUAUUUUAUUGUCGGAACUGGCAUGAUGUUGUUUUGUUUUCUAUGCUGGAGCAUGAAUGGGAGAAGUUAAGGGGGGUUUCUUAG
This is a messenger RNA of Penicillium odoratum, 660 nucleotides long. Its product is annotated as GNAT family N-acetyltransferase. The coding region runs from base 1 to 660 and encodes 219 amino acids. Gene Ontology annotation, molecular function: acyltransferase activity, transferring groups other than amino-acyl groups. The transcript has a single exon. The record is from RefSeq and is a predicted model, not a curated record. Lineage: Eukaryota; Fungi; Ascomycota; Eurotiomycetes; Eurotiales; Aspergillaceae.